AGGGCAUGUGGUCAUUGUGCCUUCAGGGCCACCUAGCGAUUCUUCAGCUUCGAGAUGUCAAAGAUACUGAAUGGAUUCUAAAGGCUACGUUGACCAUGUUUGAGAAGGCGGUACAACUUGGCACGCUUUCUGAAGAGCUCUAUCUAAGUCUGCUGACGCUUCUGGCUGACUUGAACAUGACGACCGAUGUGGAGACCGCAGCCGCCCGCGGCACCGAGCAGCAUCCUGCAUCUUCCAGAUUGUGGCUGGCCAGGCUGAGGGCAAUGGCUGAGCAGCUGGAGGGCGAGAAGAGCGGGAAGAAGCUUGAGGAUCUGUUGAGGACUGCUCUCCGGAAGGUGCCUGCAGAGGAAAGCUGGCCCCUAUGGCAGUUUGUACUCAAUUACUUGGCGCUGAUCAAAUGUCAAGGUCUGGAAGCACUAAUGGAGAGAGCAUGCCGGAGCGUGACCCCACAAGUGUGUCUUCCGGCCAAAGAAUGGUGCCUUCACUGGACGUUCAGGCAAGGUGGUCUCAAGCCGGUCAGGAUGGUCUACAAGAGCCUGAAGGUGAUGCGGCCCAUUAGUCUGAACCUCUACAGACUGUACAUCAACAUUGAAUGCUCACAGCUGGAACCAGACCUCAAGUUAAUACGAUCAGCCUUUGAGGAAGCUCUAACUGAAUUUGGCCAGAAUGAGCCAGAUUUGUGGCUGAACUACAUGGAAAUGGAAAAAGUAGUGGCCAAAGAAACUGCAAAGUCAGCAGUUAUACACCAGAGGGCGCUGCAUGGCCUGGACCCUCAUUUAAAAGAGAGCUUUAUCAGGAAGCAAGUCAUGCUUGGUCUCGGAUGUUAG
Messenger RNA from Candidula unifasciata, 827 nucleotides. Lineage: Eukaryota; Metazoa; Mollusca; Gastropoda; Stylommatophora; Geomitridae. The record is from the annotation of a GenBank genome assembly.